Messenger RNA from Symbiodinium sp. CCMP2592, 831 nucleotides. Lineage: Eukaryota; Dinophyceae; Suessiales; Symbiodiniaceae. The record is from the annotation of a GenBank genome assembly.
AUGUCGCGAGUUUUUCUGAAGUAUGUGGACAACACUUGCACGACCAAUAUUCUUGGCUAUCAGCUGCGAAGUCGAGGCUGGGUCUUUGAGAACAUACAGCUGGUGAGAAGCGGUCGUAUGCAAGAUGCAAGGUUUUGCAAUGCUUAUGUGGGUGUCUGGGACGACGAUUAUGCUGCAUAUAUGGCAUUGGAGCUGAACAAUGCUUUUAUUCCUGGUGUUGGCACGGUGCAGGCUGAGGUCGCCAGGCCAAGGAAUAAUGCAACGGCUGGUACAUCGAGCAAAGCUUCGCCUGCUGCAGUACCAUCGGUCAAGGCUUCGCCUGCUGCAGUACCAUUAGUCAAGGCUUCGCCUGCUGCAGUACCAUUGGUUCCGAGACCUCCGAAGUGUCCUCCACCUGCUCAUUUGCUUCCGGCUGCGAAGGUACAAGCUGCUCCAAUGCCAAUGGGAACCCCUCCGAUGGUGGAGGUGACAGCAGCUGGUACAAUGGAAAAUCCUCCGACGGUGGAGGUGCCAACAGCUGCAGCUGUUUCAAUGGAAGCCCCUCCGAUGGUGGAGGGUGAUGGCUCAACUGCUGCAGUUGCUUCAAUGGAAGCCCCUCCGAUGGUGGAGGGUGAUGGCUAUGAUGAGGAGGAGAUUGGAGAUGAGGAGCUGCAGAGGUUCAAGCAGCUGUUCCUCCACGAGCUCAUCGCGAUCGCGGACACGGCGGCGGAGAUCGAGAUCACGGCGGAGGAGGAGUUCUUCGCCUCUCCCACCGGCUGCCCGGCAGCGACUCUGAGAGUGACUUUGAGCGAGACAGAAACCAUGAGAGAGAAAGAAGGGAGCAAAGAGUAA